AUGAGCAGCAGCAUAAACGAAAAGCGGUUGUGGGACUCUCUCACAUAAUCAUUCCAUCCACAUAUUUGAAAAAAGUAGUAAAAGAAAGAACAAAAUUAGCAAAUAUAAUCACAAAAAUUCAAAAAGCAGAAAGAGUGCUGAUAUAUGUAAUGGGAGGAAGGUAAAGGAAACAGAGGUGUCGCUUUUGCAAAUUUCUCAAGUUUUAUCAGAUUGGAUCUGAUGGGCUUGCCCCUGAUCUUCUGUAGAGUGAAUCUUGAGAUGGGUUUUUGGGGAUUUACUUUGUUUGGUGAUUUUGGUGCUUGAAUUCUUGGAUACCAAGGGUUGACGCACAACCUUGAAAGCGUGCGGUACAUUGGUUGCUAGCUAGAGGGCUCUCGUUGUUGUUCAUCUUUGUGAAAAUAAAGAAUAUGAAAUGGCCUCUCCGAGAUUAAUGGGAGAAGAAAUUAUCAACCAAGAGAUUGAGCCUAGGAGUGUUUCAAAACGCCUUGUACGAAGUAUGAGCCAGAAGUUGAAAAGGAAGAGCCAAAAGAAUGAAAGUUCUGAAGAUGAUGAGACGAGUGGCGUCUCUUUGAGAUGUCUUACCCUCUACGGCAGGGGAGGUGGGUGCAGAGUGAGUGCUGAUAUGGAUGAGGAGUCCGGGGAUCCGGGCAGUAGGAGGAGAUCGAGUGCGAGUGAGGAUGGGAAAGGCACGACGUGGGGGAAGGAUGAUGCCUCAGUUGAUUGCUUCUCCAUUGGAAUGGACAGAUUCUUCAGAAGGAACAACAACAGAAGGCUGUUGAAAUGCAGCGUAGUCGAGCAAAGCAAUAGCAUGAACGCACGCCUUCCUGAUGACGUUCUCGAAAUGUGCUUGGUGAGGCUCCCGUUGGCUAGUCUUGUGAACGCUCGUCUCGUGUGCAAGAAAUGGAGGAACUUGACUGCAACAGCCCGGUUCAUGCAGAUCAGGCGGGAGGGCUCAUUUCUGAGCUCGUGGUUGUUUGUCUUUGGCCUCGUGAAGAAUGGCUAUUGCUCCGGUGAGAUACACGCGUUGGAUGUCUCUCAGAAUCAAUGGCAUAAGAUAGAUUCCCAGAUUCUCAAGGGGAGGUUCUUCUUCUCGGUGGCUAGCAUCCACGAUGAUGUCUACGUAGUCGGGGGUUGCUCUAGCUUGACUAACUUGGGGAGGGUGGACCGGAGCUCGUUCAAGACGCAUAAGGGAGUCUUGGUGUUCAGCCCGUUGACAAAGUCGUGGCGUAAAGCCACAGCCAUGAAGCAUGCGAGAUCAUCUCCCGUUUUAGGAAUCUCGGAGGUGAGCCAAGAUUACUUCCUCUCUAGAAAUCAACAGAGUCGGGCAGAGAAGCGUCUUCACCGCUCGAGAGCAGGUGGUGCGACGGAUGUCUAUGAGGAUCCUCAUAGACUCUCGGUCAGACGGCAAUCUAGGCACUCUCUCGAUGAGAACGAGGUCUCGUUGUCCGAUACCAUCAAGCUGACCAGGCAAAAACACGAGGGCUCGGGCUCGUCCAACAGAGGCGGUGGUAGGAAGUUUGUGAUGAUCGCGGUCGGAGGCCUCGGAUCUUGGGACGAAGCCCUUGACUCCGGCGAGAUCUACGACCCCGUAUCGAACAAAUGGACGGAUAUCCAGCGGAUGCCUCUGGAUUUCGGCGUGGCCUGCUCCGGCGUGGUGUGCGAUGCCGUGUUCUACGUCUACUCCGAGAGCGACAAGCUCGUCGGAUACGACGUGGACAGGGGGUACUGGAUCCGGAUCCAGACGGUCUCGAGCCCGCCCCGCGUGCAUGAGUACCUCCCGAAGCUCGUCUCCUGCAAGGGCCGCCUGCUCAUGCUCUCCGUGUCGUGGUGCGAGGGAGAUGGCCAGAUCGGCCGGAGGAAUAAAGCGGUGAGGAAGCUCUGGGAGCUCGACCUCGCGCAUCUCAAGUGGGAGCAAGUGUCGACGCACCCCGAUGCGCCCAUGGACUGGAACGCUGCGUUCGUGGCUGACGAAGAAGACGACGUCGUUUUUGGUGUCGAGAUGUUCAAGAUUUUCGGACAGGUAAUAGACUUCGUGACUGUUUUUGAUGCUGCAUCAACAUCGGGUUGGAAUCACAUUUCUAGAAAUCAUAAUGUUGCACACGAUUUGGAUGCAUCUUCUUGCAUGACCAAGUCUAUGACACUGCUGCGCUUGUAAAUGAAUGAUUUAGACAGACUUCCAUUGUUUGAUCUCAAUCUGAUAUCUCUCUUUUUUCGCUUUGGUUGAUCAAUCAAAGCAUGUUGUUGACAUUACUUUUUCUUCAAUAUGUUUUUGUAUGAUAUGCUCCAUUGACCUCUGCAAAUACAUACAACUCUAUUUCAUCA
Messenger RNA from Salvia miltiorrhiza (redroot sage), 2322 nucleotides. Its product is annotated as F-box/kelch-repeat protein At5g42360-like. NCBI's taxonomy places the organism in Eukaryota, Viridiplantae, Streptophyta, Magnoliopsida, Lamiales, Lamiaceae. Gene Ontology annotation, cellular component: SCF ubiquitin ligase complex. The record is from RefSeq and is a predicted model, not a curated record. Gene Ontology annotation, molecular function: protein binding.